AUGGCCCCCGAAAGCCGCGGAGACCAGAUUAAGGGUGUUGCCAUUUUCUUCCUAGCUCUGACGACUUUUGCUUCCUUACUUCGCGUUUACUGCCGAGCAUGGGUCAUCAAAGCCUUUGCUGUAGAUGACUGGCUUGCAGCCGCUGCCCAAAUCCUCUAUAUUUGCUUCAGCGUAUUUGAAAUUUUAGGUGUCCAUUAUGGCACCGGCCGACAUAUCGGGGACAUUCCCGUUGAAGACAUCUCCAAAGCGAUGCAGAUGUGGUGGACAUGCGAGCCGCUUUACGUGUUGACCAACAUGUGUAUCAAAGCCAGUAUUGCCCUCUUUCUAUUACGAAUAUGUGUUCAUCGGGCACAUGUCAUCACGAUUUGGAUCGUGAUGGGGAUUACACAAGUCUACAGUUUGUUCUUCUUCCUGCUGUUCAUUCUGCAGUGCCGACCUACCUCGCUAUUCUGGCUUCGAUUUACUGCCAACCCUCCAGCGGGAAGCUGCAUGAACCCAGACAUCGCGACUGGCUCGGCCUACGGAUACUCUAUAAUGAGCUGUGUCACAGAUUGGACUCUGAGCAUUCUUCCCAUGUUCAUGGUUUGGAAUCUACAAAUGAGUACCAGAGUCAAGAUCUCGGUCAUUCUGGUUUUGGCUGCCGGUGCCAUUGCAUCAGCUGCUACUAUUGUCCGGCUCCCCUACCUCCCUACACUGGCCGACACCGAGGACUUCCUCUACAGUAGCUCGGACCUCACCAUCUGGUCAACCGUCGAAACCGGCCUCGGUAUCAGUACAGCAGGCUUCGCAACUCUCCGACCGCUGCUACGCGCCUUCUUGGGUGGAGGCUCCUCUGCCCAGACAGGCGACACAUCCGGCCGACAGUGGCAUCGGACCGGCAGCGGCAGAAACGCAACCACUGACGUAUUUGAGAUGGGAGAUCGCCCCGAUGAGCGCUUGGGCCACACGGUGGUCGUCGGGCGCGACGGCGAGGGCAGCGCGAAUGACCGUAAACUCAAUCUAGAGGGCCAGGGAGCGAGAGACAAUGGAUCCGAGACUUCAGACUUGCGUGUGGACGACUGGAACAGCAGCCAGUCUGAUCUUGCUGCCACCAGGCCAGCACGAUCGUCGAAUCCGUGGAGGAUCACAGUCAAGAAGUCGAUAGUCCAGACGAGGGAGGGGUGA
Messenger RNA from Clonostachys byssicola, 1164 nucleotides. Lineage: Eukaryota; Fungi; Ascomycota; Sordariomycetes; Hypocreales; Bionectriaceae. The record is from the annotation of a GenBank genome assembly.